GUGAAACGCCAAUCCAUGAUAAAUGCAGAAGUUGAAGCAACAUCCUCACACAAGAUGAGCACUGACUUAGAAGACCUUUCCAAGGACCCAAAUAAUUGUGCUAACAUGAAACAGGAGAUCAGCCACCGCACGAAAAGGCUGGCAGAUGAGGAGGAAGGUCAUUCUCUAAAAGUGAGCAAGGUUGAAGACAGUGGGGUAUCUGAAAUCUAUAGAUUCGUAAAAAAGCUUCUGAUGACCAAAUCCCCAGACAUGGCAGAUGAUUGGAAGAGGUUGAGUGAAAUGAAGGAGAAAUAUGGGGCAUCUUUUGCAAGGAAAAUAGAGGAUGUCUUUAAUGACACAGUGGAAUCAAAGAGCUUGAUGGAUCAUUUUCAAAAACUCUUUGAUUCCACUGUGUCAUUAAAGACACCCUCUAUUUUCCUUGCAAAAGAUGCCCCAUAUUUCUUCUUCAUUUCACUCAACCUCUUCCAAUCAUCUGCCAUGUCUGGGGAUUUGGUCAUCAGAAGCUUUUUUGCGAAUCUCUGUCAUUGCAAAAACAGAAUGUUAGAGAGCUAA
Penaeus monodon (black tiger shrimp) is the source of this 552-nucleotide messenger RNA. RefSeq lists its product as uncharacterized. The transcript is spliced from 5 exons. Bases 16 to 552 code for a protein of 178 amino acids. The record is from RefSeq and is a predicted model, not a curated record. Lineage: Eukaryota; Metazoa; Arthropoda; Malacostraca; Decapoda; Penaeidae.